This is a messenger RNA of Rotaria sp. Silwood2, 996 nucleotides long. The record is from the annotation of a GenBank genome assembly. NCBI's taxonomy places the organism in Eukaryota, Metazoa, Rotifera, Eurotatoria, Philodinida, Philodinidae.
AUGACAGGUCGAUACAAAUCAUUUAAUUUAAUUCAUCAUCUACGUGAUGAAGCAUUAAAAUCUAAUCAUGAGAAUUCAACACGAUCGAAAUAUUUUCAAAAACGUUUCGAUUUUUAUUCAACAUUAUAUUCUCAAGAUGGAAGAAGUCAUUUAGGAUGUGGAAAUGGAUUGGAUUUUUCUUCCGAUGGUCAUUUUCUUACAUUAGUUAUUUUCUUUCAUCAAAAAGCUAAUGAUGAACAAAUAUUAGUACAUGAUAUUGAAAAACAACAUCAGAUUAAAUGUGCUCAUUCUGAUGAAUUAGUCGAUGUAUUUCUUGAAUCUUCUCCAAUCAAUUGUUUAUUAAUUCAACCAGAACAAAAUGAUGUAUUUAUCGCCGCAACUGAAGCAAUUGAACAUGAUCAACCAUCAAUUAUUGUUGCUGAAUCAUUUGAUGGUUCAUAUCAUUUAUAUACAUUUCAUCCACAACAAACAUGUUUAGUAGCUACAGCUAAUGCAAGACAAGAAAUUGAAUUAUAUGAUAUUCGACUUUCUAAAAGUCCAGUGCUUUGUUAUGGUGCACCAAUACCUACAUCACGAAAAAUCUCAACUAUUCAUAAUGAUAUUGAUGUUAAAGAUAUGAGUGUCACAUUUAAUAGUGAUGGGUGUCUUUUAUACGAUCUUCGACGUCGAUUACCUCCGGUACUAUUGAAACUUCAUCAAUCAAAGGCGUUUUGUCAGUUUGAUGCAGAUAAUUAUGUAAAUUUAUGUAGAAUGAAAUCAGGUUGCUUUGUUGGUGAUUGUGAUCAAUAUAUCACAACAGGUUCAGAUGAUUUUAAUGUUUAUAUUUGGCGUAUACCAGACAAUGAUUAUAGUAAUACAAAUCAAUGUCAUUCUAGUUCACAUCUUAAUUCAGGUAUUUUGUUUUAUUUCUAUAAUUUAGUAAUGGAAUUUUAUAUAAAUAGAUCAUUUUAUAUGGAAUGCACAUAUGCUUUUACAUGGGCAUCGAUCUAUUGUUAA